UUAGUAAAACUUGACGAAAAGUGAUCAGUGAUUACGUAGUCAUCUUUUUAUUGAAGGAAUUCAAUUUCAAACAAAUUUCUGUGUAUAUUUUAUCGAUUAUUGUAAAAAAUGAAGUUAUCCACGCCUCGUUACACAUUUUGUUUAAUAAGUCAGUUAAUAUUCAUGUUUUGUGAUCUCAUUUUUAACUGCGUAAGUCUUUUUCCGCGCAGUCGCGAUGGAUUACUGGUAUUGUUUAUUUUUCAGGAUUUAUUUCUAAUCCUAUCGCUGACUACUUUACUAAUGACUCUCUUCUCUACAUAUUUAUUUCAAGCAGGUCUAGUAGAAGUGCUGAUUCGUAAAUUCCGUGCUGCCGGCUCAGUGAUACUGGCUUAUAUUGUUGUCAACAUGGUGUUGCAUGCGGUGUGGCUUUUAGAGAAAUGGGCCCAGCCAGAGUCUGUUUCUACUCCGAUGCUCAUAGUUCUAUUUUCACUCCAAAGAUGCUUGUCUCCUUGGUAUUACUUUUUCUACAAAAGGGCAGCUCUCAGAGUGAGCGAUCCACGGUUUUAUGAAGACAUCGAUUGGAUUAAUCAACAGAUGCAGACACACUAAACCAAGGACAAAGUUUAACCAAAGGAGAUAUGAUAUCUAUUUUAUCUCUAGUCAUUAGAAAUAUCUUUAAGUUUAAGAUAUUUUGAUUUAUGUCACACUUGACAGUACA
Aricia agestis (brown argus) is the source of this 697-nucleotide messenger RNA. RefSeq names its product transmembrane protein 138-like. Bases 109 to 588 code for a protein of 159 amino acids. The record is from RefSeq and is a predicted model, not a curated record. Gene Ontology annotation, cellular component: cilium. The transcript is spliced from 4 exons. NCBI's taxonomy places the organism in Eukaryota, Metazoa, Arthropoda, Insecta, Lepidoptera, Lycaenidae.